Molecule: messenger RNA, 14758 nt
Organism: Xyrauchen texanus (razorback sucker)
Lineage: Eukaryota; Metazoa; Chordata; Actinopteri; Cypriniformes; Catostomidae
Product: ankyrin-2-like
Exons: 51
Coding region: 703-11388 (3561 amino acids)
Biological process (GO): regulation of cardiac muscle contraction; signal transduction; protein localization to T-tubule
Cellular component (GO): T-tubule
Molecular function (GO): protein binding
Source: RefSeq, a predicted model, not a curated record
CACACACACACACACACACACACACACACACACACACACUUGGAGGCAGAUUGCACCAUGUCCUCCUCUGCUGGGUGACGCGGGAUGGUAGAGAGCUGUCUUUAAUCUUUCAUCUCCCCCUCUUGGUUUUCCUCACUUGGCUGCUCCCAUUUUCUCCUCUUAAGCAACAGCGAGUGGUACGUUGGCAAACCACACCCUUGAGUCCCCCUCUAGCCUGCCUAGAGACCCCGUAAAAACAGGAUUGGUCGGGAAGCCGUGUUUCCUAAUGACUGAUUAUGAUACGAUCCAAAGCUAAGCGGCAAACGCAGAAUUGUCAACACAUGGGGUGGGGGGAUGGUUCAGUCCCACAUGCUGCUUUCUGUUCAUAUUAUCUAAGCUUAUAUACCCUCAACUCCCCACCCCUUUUCUAGCCAUUUCUCUCACAUGCCCGCACCUUUGAUGCAGUUUCCCAGAGAACAGAGACGACAAGGAUGCUGCUGUGCUGCAGCGAGUCUCUUUAGACCUGUCGUGGGAGGAGUUGAGCAUCACUGCUUGUCUCUCGCCUCCCACUUUCUCUCUCUUUACCUCCCUGCGUUGAUUCAGAGCUGUGUUAGCAAGCGUCGCUUGUCCGCCCGUGGGCUGGAAAUUCACCUAAGACUUGUUUGUUCAUUGCCAGCAUUAUUCCAUCCUCAAUUCCUGCUUGUUUGCUACUAUUGAGGGACUAUGGCGCACGCUGCAGCGAGCAUCAAAAAGGCUCGGUUGGAGAUGGAACAAGCUCCCGACCUGAAGGCAUUAGAGAAAGCCCGCGAGAAAAGGAGACGCUCAAGGGAAAGAGCCGAGCGCAGGCGUAAGUCGGACAGCAACACCAGUUUUCUUCGAGCAGCAAGAGCAGGAAAUAUCGACAAGGUGCUGGAGUAUUUAAAGGGGGGAGUCGAUAUCAGUACUUGCAACCAGAAUGGCCUCAACGCUCUGCACCUGGCAGCCAAGGAGGGACAUAUUGAGCUGGUCCAGGAGCUGCUGGAGAGAGGAUCUUCUGUUGAUUCUGCUACCAAGAAAGGAAACACUGCUCUGCAUAUCGCUUCACUAGCAGGACAAGGAGAUGUGGUGAAGAUCCUGGUCAAGAGAGGAGCAGACAUUAAUUCACAGUCUCAGAAUGGUUUCACUCCCCUGUACAUGGCCUCUCAAGAAAACCAUUUAGAAGUGGUGCGAUAUCUUUUGGAGAAUGGUGGAAACCAAAGCACAGCUACAGAGGAUGGCUUCACACCUCUUGCUAUUGCCCUGCAACAAGGCCAUAAUCAGGUAGUGUCCAUCCUUCUGGAGAACGACACAAAGGGCAAAGUCCGUCUGCCUGCCCUGCACAUCGCUGCCCGCAAGGACGACACCAAAUCUGCCGCCCUGCUGCUCCAAAACGACCACAAUGCGGAUGUUCAGUCUAAGAUGAUGGUUAAUAGGACUACUGAGAACGGGAAGAGUGGAUUUACACCGCUGCAUAUCGCUGCUCAUUACGGUAAUGUAAAUGUGGCGACAUUGCUGCUCAAUCGAGGGGCUGCAGUGGACUUCACUGCAAGGAAUGGGAUCACUCCACUUCAUGUUGCAUCUAAGCGGGGAAACACUAAUAUGGUGUAUCUGCUGUUGGACAGAGGAGCACAGAUUGAUGCCAAAACGAGAGACGGCCUCACACCUCUACACUGUGCAGCAAGGAGUGGACACGACACAUCAGUAGAGCUUCUACUGGAGAGAGGAGCCCCCGUGCUAGCCAGAACCAAGAACGGUUUGUCUCCUCUCCACAUGGCAGCGCAGGGUGACCAUGUGGAGUGUGUGAAGCACCUGCUGCAGCACAACGCGCCAGUUGAUGAUGUCACGCUGGACUACCUGACCGCCCUCCAUGUUGCCGCCCACUGUGGUCACUGCAGAGUCACCAAACUUCUGCUGGACAAGAGAGCCAAUCCCAAUGCUCGAGCCCUGAACGGCUUCACACCUCUACACAUCGCCUGUAAGAAGAACAGAGUGAAAGUGAUGGAGCUGCUGGUCAAGUAUGGAGCCUUUACUCAAGCUAUCACUGAGUCUGGUCUCACACCCAUCCAUGUGGCUGCUUUCAUGGGUCACCUCAACAUUGUUCUCCUACUACUGCAGAAUGGAGCUUCUCCUGACGUCAGCAACAUACGUGGAGAGACGGCUCUGCACAUGGCCACUCGUGCUGGACAGGUGGAGGUUGUUCGCUGUCUGUUGAGGAACGGAGCCAUGGUGGAUGCCAGAGCAAGAGAGAAUCAGACUCCUCUGCACAUUGCGUCACGUCUGGGUAAAACGGAGAUCGUUCAGCUGCUGCUGCAGCACAUGGCUCAUCCGGAUGCCGCCACCACUAACGGCUACACGCCGCUUCACAUCGCCGCGCGCGAGGGACAUCUUGAUGUCACAACAGUGCUGCUGGAGGCCGGUGCCACCCACUCAUUAGCUACCAAGAAAGGGUUUACACCUUUACAUGUGGCAUCAAAGUACGGUAGCCUGGAUGUGACCAAACUACUUCUGCAGCGACUGGCCCUUCCGGACUCAGCAGGAAAGAACGGUCUCACUCCUCUACAUGUCGCUGCUCACUAUGAUAACCAGAAGGUGGCGCUCCUGCUUUUGGACAAGGGGGCCUCUCCCCAUGCCACAGCCAAGAAUGGAUACACCCCACUUCACAUUGCAGCCAAGAAGAAUCAGAUGGAAAUCGCCAGCACACUCCUGCAGUAUGGAGCUGAGACCAACAUACAGACCAAACAAGGGGUGACCCCACUUCAUUUGGCUGCCCAGGAGGGUCACAGUGAGAUGGCUGUUCUGCUUCUGCAGAAAGAAGAGAAUGUCAAUGUACCCACUAAGAGCGGACUUACUCCACUCCAUCUUGCUGCCCAAGAAGACAAAGUCGGUGUUGGCGAGAUCUUAGUCAAGCACGGUGCCAACUUUGACCAACAGACCAAAUUGGGAUACACGCCUCUAAUCGUCGCCUGUCACUAUGGAAAUGCUAAGAUUGUUAACUUUCUGUUGAAGAGCGGGGCGAGUGUCAAUGCUAAGACAAAGAAUGGUUACACACCGCUACAUCAGGCUGCACAACAAGGCAACACACACAUCAUCAAUGUUUUACUCCAAAAUGGAGCCAAACCCAAUGCCGUCACUGUGAAUGGAAACACAGCUCUGGCUAUCGCCCGUCGCCUCGGUUACAUAUCUGUGGUGGACACACUAAGGGUGGUCACUGAGGAGAUUAUCACUACGACAACGACGGUGACCGAGAAACACAAAUUAAAUGUGCCAGAAACCAUGACAGAAGUGCUUGAUGUGUCUGACGAAGAGGGUGAUGACACAAUGACAGGUGAUGGUGGCGAGUACUUGAGGGCUGAGGAUUUGAGAGAUUUGGGAGACGACUCUCUACCUGGUCAAUACUUGGACGGCAUGAACUACCUGCGCUUCAGCCUAGAGGGAGAACAAUCUGACAGUUUGGACAGAUCCUACACACCCACUCACCAGAGCUACUACCCAACAAGGCAUUAUGGGAUGAUGGAAGAUAUGAUUUAUGCUAACCAGGUGUCUUCUCUAGCAAGACAGAAUGAAAAAGACUCGAACAGACUGAGCUGGGAAAAUGAAAACCUGGAUAAUGUAGCGCUCUCCUCAAGUCCCGCUCAUUCAGGCUGUUCUUCUCCAUGUCAUAACAAUGACAACAGCAGUUUCUUGGUCAGCUUCAUGGUGGACGCCCGUGGAGGUGCCAUGCGAGGGUGCCGUCACAAUGGCCUUCGAAUCAUCAUUCCACCGCGGAAAUGCAGUGCUCCUACUCGGGUCACCUGUAGACUGGUGAAAAGGCACCGUUUGGCGACUAUGCCCCCAGUGAUGGAGGGAGAGGGUCUGGCUAGCAGGCUGAUCGAGGUGGGACCCUCUGGAGCCCAAUUUCUUGGUAAGCUCCACCUCCCUACUGCCCCGCCCCCUCUGAAUGAGGGCGAGAGUUUGGUUAGCCGCAUUCUUCAGCUGGGGCCACCAGGGACAAAAUUUUUGGGGCCGGUGAUCGUUGAGAUCCCUCAUUUUGCGGCUCUGAGAGGGAUGGAGAGAGAGCUGGUGAUCUUACGCAGUGAGACGGGAGAGAGCUGGAAAGAGCAUCACUGCGAGUACACUGAAGAAGAGCUCAACCAGAUACUCAACGGCAUGGAUGAGGGACUUGACCCACCGGAGGAGCUGGAGAGAAAGCGCAUCUGUCGCAUCAUCACUCGAGAUUUUCCGCAGUACUUUGCAGUGGUGUCGCGCAUCAAACAGGACAGUAAUCUUAUUGGUCCAGAAGGUGGAAUUCUGAGCAGUACAGUAGUCCUACAAGUCCAGGCUGUGUUCCCAGAGGGGGCGCUCACUAAACGCAUCCGUGUUGGCCUGCAGUCUCAGCCUAUGUGUGCGGAUGUGGUGAGGAAGAUCUUGGGUAAUAAAGCCACAUUCAGUCCUAUAGUCACUCUGGAGCCUCGAAGGAGGAAGUUUCAUAAACCCAUCACCAUGACGAUCCCUGUCCCGAAGAGCUCUGCUGACCCAGUCCACAGCGGGUUUGGAGGCGGCAAUACACCUACAUUACGCUUGUUAUGCAGCAUCACAGGUGGGACUACACCUGCUCAGUGGGAGGAUAUCACUGGGACUACACCAUUAACAUUUACCAAUGAUUGUGUGUCCUUUACAACAAAUGUAUCUGCCAGAUUCUGGUUGAUAGACUGCAGGCAGGUGCAGGAGUCGGUUAACUUUGCCACUCAGGUCUAUCGAGAGAUCAUCUGUGUACCAUACAUGGCCAAGUUUGUCAUCUUUGCCAAGACGCACGACCCUAUUGAGGCUCGAUUGCGCUGUUUCUGUAUGACUGAUGAUAAAAUGGACAAAACGUUGGAGCAACAAGAGAACUUUGCAGAAGUGGCACGCAGUCGAGAUGUGGAGGUACUAGAGGGAAAGCCAAUCUUUGUAGACUGUUUUGGAAACCUGGUCCCCCUGACAAAAAGUGGCCAUCAUCAUGUCUUCAGCUUCUACGCCUUUAAAGAAAACCGACUGGCUCUUUUCAUCAAAAUACGAGACAACACGCAAGAGCCUUGUGGACGAUUGUCCUUCACGAAAGAUCCAAGAUCUUAUAGGAGUUUAACUCAUGGUGCCAUAUGUAAUCUAAACAUCACACUACCAGCUUACUCAAAGGAAUCAGAUUCAGAUCAAGAACCUGAUGAGGAGACAAGCCGAACACUUGAGAAAUAUACUGAAACUUCAACAGAAACAUUCCUGAAAACACAGUUGAUUCAAAACAAUCCUGCACUUGCAAGUCCAGAUUUACUCUCUGAAGUGUCAGAGAUGAAGCAAGAUCUUGUCAAAAUGACUGCUAUUCUGACGACUGAUUCCUCAGAGAAAGCAAGUCGUAUUCAAGGGGAUUAUUUAGAUAAGAGGGCGGAGGAGGUGUCAGCAGAGCCUUUUGAAAUAAUGGAAAAGGUCAAAGAGGAUUUGGAAAAAGUUAGUGAAAUUCUAAGGAGUGGAACAUGUGAGAAGGAAGAGUCUAUCAAAACAGAGAGUCGCCCUUAUAGGAAAGAUGAGGGUUGGGUUCUCCUAACAGACAGUGAAAUUGAAGAAGCCAAAAUGAUGGCUGCCUUUGCAUCUCAAGAAUCACUUCUAAAGGAAGUUAGAGUCAACCGAGGUUCACAGAGAUCAAAGGGUGCUAGCAACACUUCUGGCAUUCAGACUGUUUCUAGCGGUGAAGUUAAGGAAUAUCUACUAGAUGCACCUGAUUCUAGGCAUUUAUCCCAAGAGACUGCAGCGCAGCAAAGCUUCACUGAGGUUGUUCUGCGCAGAGGUGGUCGGAAAAUUGUUGCAACAGUAGCAAAAGACUCUAAACCUCAUACAACAGAAGUGAAAAAGCCAGUCAGAAAGAAAGGCCUUCAUGGACACACAGAUGAAUCCCAGUCAUGUAGUACAAAAGAAGGCAUUGUCAGUAAGAGCACCAGGAAGUCUUCUGAAGGGGAUGCCCUACUGCCUGUCCCUGAAGACCAAAAAAAAUCUCCUGUGUCACCAGUGGUUGAGGAGACGCCAAUUGGUUCCAUUAAAGAGAAAGUUAAAGCUCUUCAAAAGAAAGUAGAAGAAGAGCAAAAAGGCCAUACGAAGAAGAUAAGCCAGAAAACCCCAUGUAAAGGAGCUGAAAGCAAAGUGUCUUCAGUUGUCAAAGAUCAUAAAUCAUCAGGCCAGAAAAAAACAUCUGCUUCAUCCCAAAAACAGAUUCCCCCCAGAUCACCUACACCUGAGCUUGAGAAACUAGAAGAAACUAUGUCUGUAAGAGAACUAAUGAGAGCAUUUCAAACUGGGCAAGACCCCUCAAAAAGAAAGUCUGGCCUCUUUGAGCACAAGGGACCUUCCAUAAUAGAGCACACAACCAGUCAACAAGCGGCCCUACUCACAAAGUCAGCAAGUCUUCUCCAAGAACCCUUACAUGAAAAAGUGUCUCAUGCUGUAAAGCCUGAAGACCACCAUGAAGAAAAUAAACACAAAAUUCAUCCAAACACAGAAUUCUAUAAAGACUUUAGGGAAGAUUCAAAAGCAGAUCAAACAACAACUUUAAAAAAUGUGUCAAAACACAGCAGAGACCUAUUGCCUGAUAGUGGUACAGAGAGCUCUGACAGCCUUAAACAUGAUGGAUUGGUCGACUCGCCAAAUGCCAGUCUUGGUGAAGUGGAAGCCCCAGUGAGUUCUGAGGAAAGUUACAAACAUGAGGGCAUGGCUGAGACUCCAGAAACAACAGCCCCCCUUAAAGGCAAGACAAGUAAAUCAUCUGUUUCCUUUUCUACUGGGUUGAAGACAACUGAUAAACAGACAUCUGAUGAUUCAAUUUUUCACCCAGCAGUGGAUGAUCCUACAAAAAGUGAGUCCAUGUGCAUUCCUCAUGGCAAAGUUAUUAAAAUUGGGGAUGAAACAACAUCUAUUGAUAAAGACAUUGUUUCUGUAUCAUCAAAGCCAUCUAAAUCUCGAAAACUGACAAAAAGAGGAUCUGAAACAUUAGAGAGCUUUUUAAGUGAUGAUGAAACCUUUGAUGGUCAGCCAACAUCAACCUCUGCUGACUCCCUGACCUCAAGGGCUGCUACACAGGAUCAUGGUGGUUUAGUGCUGCCCCUUAGACACCAAGAUUCAGAGACCCUAAGUCCAGUAGCUGAUGACUCUUUUACCAUUAGCCACAAGGACUCUUUAGAGGGUAGUCCCUUGAUGGAAGACAACUCUUCCAAUCAAUCCCCAGACUCUAUUGAACCUAGUCCAACAAAGGAAUCCCCAUGCCGUGACUCCUUAGAAAGCAGUCCCAUAGACCAGAAAACCAACCUGGCUUUUCCACCUACAGUAGAACAACCCAGUGUGACCACAGGGCCCCUGACAUCCUCCAAAGCCCAUGAAAUCCCCCCAGAUAGUGUGUGUAGUAGAAUGCUCAGAGAACAGGAGGGUAAUGCCGAUGAAGACAGUUGUGAGCAGACAUCCCUGGUGACAAGUUCUGGUAAGAGUCCUCUCUCACCUGAAACACCGAGUUCUGAAGAGGUAAGUUAUGAGGUCAAUCCCAAAACCCCUGACCCCAUGGUCCCAAUUGUUCCCUUUAAGCCAUCAGUAAUUCCUGAGGAGGCAGUAGAAGAUGAUGAGUUGAAGUGUGGUCUGACACAGAGGAAAAUAACUCCAGAGGAAGAGAUGUUUAAAAUGGCUGCCAAAAUAAAAACAUUUGAUGAAAUGGAACAAGAUGCAAAAGACAAAAAGGACAUUAGGAAAGAUAGUGAGUCCUCUCAGACCUUGGUAGGGUCUGAUGCAGGAGAUAACAGCAACAAACUCUUUGGGCUUUCAUCCAAACAUGAAACAUCCUCUGUGGAUGAUGUUGGGUUUUUUGAGCACAAACAAUCCUCAGAGGUAGCACAGUCUAUUGAACCCGUCAUUAAAGUACAACCUCCCUCUCCUUUUCCAGCAGGUAUACAUAAGAGCCCCCAAACAGCUGAAGACAUUCACCAAACCAUGACCCACAGUGCAUCUUCUGCUGAAUCAACAAUGGGGACUCCUCAGUCUGUCUCAGACAAGCAUAACUUAAAGCCUCAAUCCCCUCAAGAAACUUACAGUGGGAAAUUUAAUGACAAAGAAUGUGUUAAUUCGGAGUUAGCACAGUUGAACAAAACUGCCUCUAUUGGCAACAAAGCUGCUGCAAAUAGAACUGAUGAACAAAAAGAGGAAAGCUUAAAAUAUUCCAGGGGAAGUCAAGAAAUGUACAGCCAUGAACAACAGAAUGAAGCAGAUAAUCCCCUAAAAAUCGGCAAGUCGCAUAGUCAGGAAGUACACAAUGUAACGGAUGAGAUUAAAGGUGAUCACUCGAGGCACACAGGGACAUCUUUUGUAGAUUUGUGUAGUGGCAGCCUAGAAAUUGAUUCUAUACCAAUGGUAAUUGGGCAAACAAAAGAAACAUUUAAACCAGAAAUAUGUAUUUAUGAUGACACAGAGGAAGAUGAUGCUGAGGAGGAACAUCCUAAAACUGAAUCUAGAGGAGUUACAGCAAAUGCAGGGACAGAUGCCUGGAGUUCAAUGCGUGAGAAUGAUGAUGCAUUUGCAGCAAGAGUAAGAGACGAAGAGCAAAAGAUCUUGGGCCUGGUGCUAGACCAUCACUCCCAAGGGGCAACUCCAGACACAACCCCAGGAAGAACACCUACAGAGGAGUGUACACCAACAAGUGAACAAAACCCAUUCCUCUUUCAAGAGGGAAAGCUUUUUGAGAUGACAAGAAGUGGUGCAAUAGACAUGACAAAAAGGAGUUAUGAGGAGGAAGGGUUUGCAUUUUUCCAAAUUGGAGAGCAACACAUUGAAGUAGGAAGGGAUGAACCUGGUAGAGCACCCAGAGAUGCAGUGAAAGAGAUUGGCUGCAACCUCUCCUUGCAGAUUAAGGCAGAGGAGGAUGAUGAACUCGCUAAAGAGGCUACUGAUUUAUCUGUCAAUCCUGCAGCUGAAUGUAAUCUGCCUGCAGAUACAAAGUCAGAUGCCUCAAAGACCAGAACGCCAAUCAAAUUGGAUGUUUCUAGCUCAUCCAAAUCCUCAGAAAAAGACCAAACAAUGGCAGGAACGGUAGAAGUUAAAUCAGGCAAAGAAGUGAAAGAGAGACAUUUAGUGUCUGAUCCUAGUUCUUCUGACACUGUCAUAACUAAUAUCCAGACCGCAGUGUCAACCGCUACUAGAUCAGUUUGUUCCAGACAGGACCAAGAGUCCUCAGAUUCCUCCCCAGAGGAUCAGCUUUCAAUUAUAGAACUACCCAAAACCCCUGAUAAAAACUCCCUUACCUUAGAAUCCCGAAGUAAACUUGCCUCCAAAUCUCACAAUGCAGCCACUUCAUCAUCUGCAACUAGAAAAAACACCUCCACCUCAAAAGAGGAUGAGAAACCAAAAUCCAGAAUCCCUGUUAAGGCCAGCUCCCUCAGGUCCGAAACUGGUUCUGAUGUACCUGUGAAGCAUGUAGAACCUACUAAGGAUAAGAGGUCAAAGUUGCCCAUAAAACCUGAAUCAAGGAGGAAAUCUGAGACAGACACAGGUCCAUCCAUAAGCUCCCGUAUAACAAAGUCUUCCAAAGCCAAGAGCUUCUGUGAAAGUGAUUACACCAAGAGACACACCAAAAAGGACCAGGGUCAUCCAACAAGCACUGACUUGGCCAGCAAAGUUAAGGCACUUCCAUCAAGACUACCAGUCAGGGGAAAGCCUGGUCAGCCAAUACAAACCUCCACACCAGCAAAACCUAAAAAGGUCCAGCCCACUGAAACAAACAAACCAUCUGUAGCCUUUUUUGAAGAGAUUAGUCAUGAGGCAGCUAAGGAAGUGAAAAGUUUGGCUCAGGUAGAGAAAGAAAAAGAGGCGGCUGGUGCCUUAUCUGAAGAUGAAAGCAGCACCAUUGAUGCCUCAGUAAUAAAGUGUCAACCAUUUCCUGACAUUCAAAUGCCUUUCCCUGAGGAUCCUUUGGUCAUUAGGCCCCGAUGGGACAACCCUGUUGAGACGCAGAUGGAACGAAUCCCAGCUGAAAAAGUCAGAAGUCAAGUAGAUCCACAAGAUGAGGCUGACAGGAAAGAGGGUCAACUAGCUGUAAUUGCUGACCACCUUGGUUUCAGCUGGUCAGAACUGGCUCGAGAGCUUGAAUUCACUGAGGAGCAGAUUAGUCAGAUAAGAAAUGAGAAUCCUAAUUCACUGCAAGACCAAAGUCAUGCACUCAUAAAGCUGUGGAAAGAAUCAGAGGGCAAAAAUGCUACAGAGAGCACUUUGAUGAGGAGACUUACAAAAAUAAACCGUAUGGACAUUGUGCAUCUCAUCGAAUCAAAGGUCAUCCAUUCCAGUCAGGACCAGUCAUCACACACCUAUGCAGAAAUUGAGCAAACCAUAUCUCUGGAUCCUAGUGAAGGUUUUUCAGCAUUACAGGAGGAAAUGGACAGUCCCAGGUCAGGUCAGCGAACAGAGGGCAUUCAAAGAGGGUCAGAAUAUGGGCCUCUGGUGGCAUCUGUUGAGGAUCUCUCCUGCAAUAUAUCUACCCUUAAUGAUAACCAUAAAGAGAGGUUGCAGGCUGACAAUGAGAAGAGUUCAGAAGUGGUUGGAAGCUCAACACAUAGUGGUUUUGAGAUGGUUGGACUGAGGCAACAGUUCCCAGGCACUAUCAAAAAAGGAGAUGAGAUGCCUGAAAUCCCUCCUCAGACAGUCACAGAAGAGCAAUACACUGACCAGCAUGGAAACAUGGUGAUCAAAAAGAUAACAAGAAAAGUGAUCCGUAAGUAUGUGUCAGCAGAUGGAGUAGAGAGAGAGGAAGUGAUGGUGGAGGGACCUCAGCAAGAAGGUGUCCAUGUGGAUGAAGCUGACGGGUUCUCUAAAGUGCUCAAAAGGACAGUGGUGCGGAGCGGGGGAGAUCAGACUGAGGUGACCUUCUCAGAACCUUUUGUUUAUGGAGGAGCGGCAGCCUCUGAGUUCGAGGAAGAGCCCGUCCAAGGUCGGAAGGUCAGCAAAGUCAUUAAAACCAGGGUAGUUCAAGGUGAACGGAUGGAAAAACUAAUCGGAGACCCUUCGCUCUCUAUGGAUCUCCCCUCAGCCAAAGACGACUUUGAAAAGGCUUUGAGCUAUGUAGGAGGCUUUGGGAAAGUGCACCUGCCUCAUUUAGUAGAGAGAGAGGUGGUGAAAGAGGAUGGAUCUGUGGUUAGAAGGACCCGCAUGCAUAAGACGCGCACACUGAAACAAACUGUAGUCAGAGAUGGCCAGGCCAAACAAACCCACCUGGAGCGACUGGAGGACACCCACAACACCCUGCGACCCGACAACCUGCAGCAGCAUCUGCAUCAACUGCUUCAACGCUACUGCACCCCGGAGGUGACCGAAGAACCAGACGCAGGACAAGAUUCAGAUGCAGGGGAGCAGGACAAACAAGAAUAAACCACAGAUUUUCGUUUGUGGUGAGCGUUUAAUCAAGACCUCUGCAAAAAAUGUUGCCGGGAGCCCUUUCUUUCCACCUCGGAGAAACGUCCCAAACAGAUCUUUGCUUCAAGACCCUUUUGGUUGUUCUUUUUUUUUUAAAUCUUUUAUUAUUUGUUUAUAAUCUGCUUUUCGCUUGAAUGUCUUUCUUUUUCUUGUCCCUGAGUUCUCAAUUUAUUUGAUCAUUUUGUGACCAAAGAUAGCUUUUCCUUCUGAAUUGUGGAGUGAAUUGUAUAAAACAUGGAUGUUUCUUUAUUUAUUGUGUCAUUUUUGGUUGCUGUGGUAGAAAGUUGAACUUAAAGGGACAGUUUGCCCAAAAAGGAAAAUGUAUCAUAAUUUACUCACCCUCCUGCCAUCCCAGAUGUGUAUGACUUUCUUUCUUCAACAGAACACAUUUGAAGAAAAAUGUAAAAUAUCUUAGCACAGUAGGUCCUUAAAAUGCAAAUGGAUGGUGAUAUGACCUUUUGAAGCUCUACAAAUCACAGACAGUCAACAUAAACGUCAUUCAUACGACUCCACUGGUUAAAUAAAUGUCGUCUAGAGCGAAACGAUUGCUUCUGCUGCUCAAAAGAUCAGUAUGGGUGGCUGUGGCUCAGGUGGUAGAGUGAGUCAGCCACUAAUCACAGGGUUGGUGCUUCGAUUCCCGGCCCACGUGACUCCACAUGCCGAAGUGUCCUUGGGCAACACACUGAAUCCCAAGUUGCUCCCAAUGGCAGGCUAGCACCUUACAUAGCAGCUCUGCCGCCAUUGGUGUAUGAAUGGGUGAAUGAGACACAGUGUAUAGCACUUUGAAGACCGCUAAGGUUUAAAAGGCGCUAUAUAAGUGCAGACAUUUACCAUUUAUUUAUGUACUUUUUAACUAUAAAUCAUUGCUUCUGGUCAGCAGCGGUAUGUGCAUUCACUUGAGGGCGGGGUUAACAACUGUCUCUCAUGUGACAUAUCCGCGUUGGCAUGUUACGGACGUAAUCUCUCGUUGUUCUCUCGGUUCAGACAUCCAUGAUGAGCACACGAAUGCACCAUUGUGAAUAAACAAACAGCGUCAAAUUGUGGCUGUCCGAUGGGAAAAACACGUAUCUCUACUUUUGGCAAUUUUAACUUUUUAUAGAUGGAAUGCGCCGAAUGACCUACUGGUUGAAUUGUGCAUCGAAAUGACCAAUGAAAAGAUGUUUAACAAGCAUCUCUAUUGGCCUUGAGAAAGGUCCAUCAAAAUCACGUCUGUCCCGCCCUCAUGUUUUGAAGAGCAUCAACUAUAGCGUCUGCUCAUCUAUAACAGAAGCACCAAGGUAAAGUAUUUUCUCUUGUUCUUUGAAAACAGUGUUCAAAUAUGUACAACUAUAAUAGGAGUCCAAAAGCAUAGAUUUGUGUAAAUAACACUAUUGUUUUUUAGUUUGCGGUGUAGUUAAGAGAUUGCCUACAUCGUGCUGGCUCUGUGAUUUUCCUGACAACCAAAGCCAUUCUUCUAUACACAAAUUAUACCAGUCAUAUACGGCUGCCAUAUUUACAUCUUCGCAAAACCGCAGUUUGUGAGGUGGACCCGAAAACGUCUCGAAACCGAACUGUCCACUCAACAACCGUACUAGGAACCCUAUUCAUAAAACUGAUUUCAAUCUAAAAUAGUAUUGAAAGCUCAGAUUAUAUCCAAAAAUAAAAUCUCUAGCAAUUGAUAACCAACCAACUGAGUUCUGGGAACACAGACAGUUGUGUUCUUUAAUUGAAUGUGCCAUUGGGACCCAUUUUUCACAUCAAAAGCGAUCGGUUUUCUGACGUUCAUUUAACCAGUGGAGAAGUAUGCAUGGCUGGAAUGGUGAUCUGGCAUACUGGGCAUUUUCCCGGUGUUCUGGCGCACUUUGGGGCCGAUCAGGGGCGGACUGGCCAUCGGGAGAACAGAGCAGGCCAUUGUGUCGGCCCCAAAAUGGACCGAAUGGGCCACGAUAAGCUAAAAUGAGCCACCGCGUUAUGCAAAGCGGACCACAAAACGGUGCCGCGAUAUGCAGAAAAGAACAGGAAACACCCCCCUAAACCCGAUUUCUCUUCCCAGCCCAGCCCUGGUCAUAUGGAUGGUGAUUAUGUUGGCUGGCUAUGAUUGUUGGAGCUUCAAAGGUUGUAUCACCGUCCACUUGCAUUUUAAGGACCUACUCUGCUAAGAUAUUUUUCAUCAAAUGUGUUCUGGUAAAGAAAGAAAGUCAUACACAUCUGGGAUGGCACGAGGGUGAGUAAAUGAAGAGAGAAUAUUCAUUUUUGGGUGAUCUAUCCCUUUAACAUCCCUGAUGAGAAGACCAUCUUAGACCAGCAUGAAUUUCCAGGCUGGUUUAUGCAGGUCUAGCUGGUGGACCAGCAUAGCCUUUCACCAGCAUUGUGUUGCUGGUUAAGCUAGUUACGAAGCCUCCAGUACACAUUUUAUGCUGGUGACCUUCAAUACUGGUCUUUUCAACAGGGAUGAUGACGAAAAAUUUGUAUGGGUCAAUUUGUUUGCUGACCUCAUAGUCAAGCCACUGAAGGUGUGAAGACGUGUAAAUAAUGGACAACAUGUUCUUGGACUUUGAUAGAAAAUGUAAACAAACAAACAAACAAACAAACAAAAACACCAGUAUACUCUACUGUCUUCUGUAAUCGCUAACUCUACCAGUGGACUGCUGUAAUUAUAAAAACGCCCAAUUACUUCCCAAAACCUCACAACAGGCCGAGAUCAAAUAUCAGUGCUUUUGAGCAUGUGAGUUCGUAACCACAGUUAAUAACGUGUAGUAACCAGAUAUCUGAAAUAACGGGCGAUUUGAAUGAGAUUUUUAUGUUUUUAAGAAUAAAUGCCAUGCUGUAGUCCUUCAUAAUCACCGAAUGCAUCUGAAUGGUGUUUUACUCUACGGAUUUUAAUAAUCAAUCCACUACAAUGGUGGAAAGAAUUGCUCGAGCUCACCAAUAAUCAGGCAUUUAGACAUUCUUGUGACAGAAAGUUUAUAAUGUCCACACAUCCCUUGUCAUUCUGUUUGACGUCUUUGUUUUGGUAUAACAGCCCUAUCGUAUUCUCACGAGUGGCAUUACCUGCUCAACCUAUGUACAGAGUACGUUUGUGUGUAUGUGUUAUCAAUUCUCUUGUGACGAUGACUUUAUUUUAAACUCACUAUAUUGAAUGUUAAUGUUUUUUGAAUGAAUGUUUUUAAAUUAACCUAAUUUUGACUUGUUUUGUGUAGAGUCCCAGUUUUAAAACGUUUUCCCCACAACUUUUACAGGAAACGGUCAGCCAAAAAUGUAUAUUCUCGCAUCAUUUACUCACCCUCAUGCCAUCCCAGAUGUGUAUGCCAUUCUUUCUUCUGCAGAACACAAAUUAAGAAGAAUA